Messenger RNA from Durusdinium trenchii, 414 nucleotides. The record is from the annotation of a GenBank genome assembly. NCBI's taxonomy places the organism in Eukaryota, Dinophyceae, Suessiales, Symbiodiniaceae.
AGGACACCACUGAGUCAUUUGCUUCUCACCAUUUCAGAUGGUGGAGUGCCCUCCUGGCUUCGAUGCACCCUGCUGCAGCGCCUUGGGCUGGUGUGGCCGCUCAGCGGAUCACUGCAAGUGCGAGAUGUGCUCGGACUACCGACACAAGGCGAAGGUGACCUACGCAGGCAUCAAGUUGAAGCGCGCCAAGCGCGAGUGCGAGACGAUCGCCGCCGAUCUGGGGCCCUUCUCCUCGCCGGAGGAGUGUGCCCAAACGGCUGUGAACGAUUCAGAGUGCGGGAAGAUGAUCAUGUUUUCCUUCAACUACCCCAACUGGGGUUGCCGAUGUUGUGCGAUCGACACACCAGAAGGCGACGAAGCGGGGGACACCCAGAUCGUCUAUGCCUACGAGGUGAUUGUGGAAAUCCUCUGACA